Messenger RNA from Nicotiana tabacum (common tobacco), 2266 nucleotides. The record is from RefSeq and is a predicted model, not a curated record. Lineage: Eukaryota; Viridiplantae; Streptophyta; Magnoliopsida; Solanales; Solanaceae.
GUGUGGUAUGUUAUAAGUCAUGUAUCUAUUUUGUAGUAUAAUCUAUAGAGAAUCGAAUCGAAUAUCACGUUUGUAUUAAUCUAAAUGGUAUAGUACUCUUCUAGCUUACGUUGUGUUGUGCCUCUUUUUACAUUAGUCUGACUCUUUUUUGUAGCAGUAGAAUAAUAUUUAUUAUCAACUUAAUAGUGUUACCUGAUUAAUCCAUCUAAAUUCAAAUUAAUUGGAGCCAAGAUUGUUGUAUUUUGAUCUGAAGAAGUUAUCAAAUUCAACAAUAUAUUCAGAGAGUUACUUCCUCCGUUGGCUCAUGUGUUUAAACUGGUUGUCAUUAUAUGAAAUUACGUGAUAUUUUAGACAAGGAAAGGCUUAGUCAUUUUACUGAAUAGUAAUAACAACAUAUUGAGAAGCAUGUAUUUUUCUGCUUUGUGUUGCUUCAAUACUGGAUUCUUUUAAUGAAUCUACCUUUGUUUCUUUGCUGCUAAAAUGAGCUAAAGAAGCAAGCUUAUUAAUAGAAUCAGCAAUUUGUUCGACACAAAUGACGAUAUCGGUUAGUAUUGAUGCAACUGCAGCCACUGGUAUGACUUCUAGUAAGUUAAUAUCUUCCCAGAAACCUGAUAUGACAAGUGAUUUCAGGUUCUUGACUGCUGUUUUGGCGUUUGAGACAUGUUUAUUAGCCGACAAGAGAGAAGUCAUUGUUUUUAUUGAACGUGCUAGUUCUUUUAGUUCUUUCCCAGAUUCUAUGCUCAUUUUUGUUAUUGUUUCCUUGAUCAUUCCCUUGAUCUCUUCAGGUGCCUGCAAUGGAGUUUGGUAGCUUAUGUUAGUUAAAAUAUAAGAGUUUAACUUAGCUUCUAUGCGUUGAUACGUUACACUAUCACUUGACAAAGCAAGGGAUCUAAUUUAUGAAAUCUGACAAACUUGUAAAAUUAAAAUACUAACUGAGUUUUAAAUGCAACUGCUCCUUUGAUGGAAUUUAUGGGAUAGAUUGAGAUUCACUUUCAAUAUGCUGCUAUACAAAGCUUCAGUAGUCUCAUUUCGAACUACAUCGAGAUGGAGAACUAGAUCCUCUUGAUGUAUAGCCAAAAUUGUGAAUUUGGACCUCUUAAUCAUUCAUCUGCUUCUCAAUGCGACAUGUUACUUACUCAUACGUUUUUCACAUCAGUUGGUCGGAUAAAUGGUUUUUGCUUGAAUUUUUUGUAACUUAGCUUCUGCUUGUUUGAAUUUUCAGAGACUAUACUGCUCAAGUUAUGUUGGAGCAUCCCAUUGCAGGCCAAGAAAAGGAGCAAUUGGAAAUAUGCCUCGAGGUAGAGGUCGAGGUAGCGCAGGCCGUGUAGGUAAAUCUUCAGUUAGGGGUAAUUUUGCUACUCGUGAAAAUAUGCAUACUUUUCUCAUUCAUACAAUCAAUCCUCAACAAAGUGGUACGAGUUCCUCAGGUGGACCGGAUCACAUCAAUUAAGUUCAAACAUUAGGUCCUAGUAGUAUGCCACCUAUUCAAACAUCAGGCCAUGGUAGUACCCUAACUAUUAAUUUGGAACCAUCUCCAAAUACCCCUAAUCAGAGCAACACAAUAGGCGAGGGUACAUCUUCUCAAAGCAACAUAAUAGGCGAAACUGAGUGUAGCAAUACCCGCCGGCCGCGAACACUUAUUACUAUUUCUCCUACAGGGUUAGAGCCUUUAUAUGAAUGCUCUGAGUUUAUAACUAAGUCUUUGAAGAAUGAACUUGAUCCUAAUGGAUUCAACUGGAAAAACAUCUCAAAUGAGUUAAAAAAAUUUUAUUUUGGAGAAUUCAAGAAGGCUUUCUACUGGGAUUCUUCAAUUGAUAGUGCGGUGCAGACCCAAUGGGAGCGUAGGGCAGCAAAAAGAUACAGUGAUUUUGUUAGCAAACUAAAAGCAAAUAUGGUGCAACCAGACACUAUUCCAAAUAAUGUGUGGGAAAGUUGGUUGAGACUUCGGAAAGAUCCUAAGUGUGUUGAAAAGUCAGAAAUAAACGCAAAAACUUUUUGUGGUGGGAGCAAAAUUGCUACUGGGACUCAUACAUAUGGCUUUAUCAGUGUUGGGGAGCAUCCCAAGAGACUUAUAAGUGUAUUUAUAACUUUUUCCUCUCAUUGAUAGUAGAAUUAGCAAUCUGCCAUGCCCCUUUGAGAAUAGAGGCUUCUCCAACUAGCACUCUUCUUUGUCUCAAAUAGGUUAUUACUACUUGUUUUAAGUACGUCAAAAUAAACCAAAUGAUACCUUGGAAGUGGGAUAUGCAAUUCAUUGACUGUCCAUUUC